Messenger RNA from Echinococcus granulosus, 471 nucleotides. RefSeq lists its product as hypothetical. The transcript has a single exon. Lineage: Eukaryota; Metazoa; Platyhelminthes; Cestoda; Cyclophyllidea; Taeniidae. The record is from RefSeq and is a predicted model, not a curated record. Bases 1 to 471 code for a protein of 156 amino acids.
AUGGCCGCUGGUCGCAACGUGCUUUUUCCGAUCGAUGCUAGCGAGAACUGCGAAAGGGCAUUCAAGUGGUAUGAAGCGAACCUCCGAAAGCCAGGUGAUGUCGUUUUCUUUGUUCAUGUGAUUGAACCUGUGUACACAACUCCAGCGAUCGGCUUGGCCAUGGAGUCACCUCCCCUCAUGGUGGAUGACAUGACUCGGGUUAUGGAGGAGAGCAUAGCGGCCGGCAAGAAACUUGGACAGAAAUAUAUGCAGAUGGCUAAAGAGAGCAACUUAGAUUGCAAGGCCUUCCUCCAUGUGGACACGAAAGCUGGUGCGGCGAUUGUUAAAUCCGCCAUCGACCACAAGGCAGACAUCAUCGUUAUUGGCUCCCGUGGACUUGGUGCCAUUAAACGCACCUUCUUGGGCAGCGUAAGCGACUAUAUUGUGCACAAUGCUGCCAUCCCAGUCGCAAUCGUUCCUCCGGCUCUCUAA